Messenger RNA from Papaver somniferum (opium poppy), 1155 nucleotides. RefSeq lists its product as uncharacterized. Gene Ontology annotation, cellular component: cytosol; nucleus. The transcript has 5 exons. Lineage: Eukaryota; Viridiplantae; Streptophyta; Magnoliopsida; Ranunculales; Papaveraceae. The record is from RefSeq and is a predicted model, not a curated record. Gene Ontology annotation, molecular function: metal ion binding. Gene Ontology annotation, biological process: tRNA wobble uridine modification; protein histidyl modification to diphthamide. Bases 235 to 954 code for a protein of 239 amino acids.
UUCAUUCCCACCAAAAAGAACCUUGUAUUGUAUUUCACGGAAACUUAACUAAUACCCUAAUCUCUAAACCGAAUCCGCUUUCUCUUUUCUGUCCAAACCCUAAUUCGUUGAUCCUGCAGAGAAGUAAUUAAGGUUACAAUCCUCUUGGUAGAUUUUGAUUGUUUCUUGGCAAUUAAAGUUGGAAUUUGGGCAAGAACUUUGAUCCCAAGAUUUAUAAGGGUGGAGAAUUAAUCUAUGAUGGUUAGUACAAAGAAGAUGUUAAAACUGGUGAUCGUUAUUAGUAUGGUUAUGAACCUGAUGGUAAUAGAUGCAUCAGACGCAAAUGAUGUAUACGAUCCUUGCUCAGACACCAAAGUUGCAAAAUUGGAUGGAUUUACUUUCGGAAUUGCAAUUUCUUCCAAAGAGUCUUUCUUUUUCAACCAAACACAACUGUCACCUUGUGAUUCCCGUCUUAGCCUUGCAAGCACUGCUCAACUUGCAGUGUUUAGGCCUAAGGUCGAUGAAAUUUCUCUACUUACCAUUAACGGUAGCUCUUACUCCCCUGCUACAAAUGGAGAUCAUAUGGUGGCAUUCGCUGGACGAAAAUAUGCAGCAAGAUCACCCCCGGGUUUGAUUACUGAUAAAUCCCACGUUAUAACAAGUUUCACUCUGAUACUUGAAUUCCAGCAGGGUACACUGCAAAAUUUGUUUUGGAAGAGAAGCGGGUGUGGAUCAUGUUCAGGGAAGAAGUCUUUUGUUUGCCUAAACCAACAAGACUGUGCAAUUGAUGUAUCCAAGUGUAGUGGUUCUGUCGAUUGCAGCCUUGGAAUUCAGCUGGCUUUCUCAGGCACAGACAAGAACAAUGAGGUUCUCAACUCAUGGUAUGAGGUUAAAAAUCUUCGCCAAUAUUCACUCUUUGGACUUUAUUCUAACCUCAAGGAUUCGAUUUUAAACCAAUUUGACAGUCUUUUCUAAGCAACAAAAAGUGAUCCAUUUCAGGGACUCGUAGUAGUUAUCUCCGUCUACUUUCUCUUUUUUGCUCAUUGUAAUUACAUGACUUAUUGUAGUCUAUAUUUAUAGAUUUGCUUGCGGUAUGCUAUAAGUUACUUGACGAUUCCUUGUAUUAACAAAGGUCAGUUACCAUAUCAAGUAUCUUGAAGUAGAAAUUUACAUCUA